AUGUGCUAUCCCGCGACGCGCACCUCUUCCGCGCCGCAGCAACCUGCAGCGGACCGCCUCCCAGAAGAGAGCGACCGUCUGCACCUCGCUCUCGACCCACGGAUCCACUGGCCGCUGCGCUGGACGGAAGAGUGGUACGACGCCAAGAUGGCGGAGAUCAGGGCGCGAGGCGGCCGGAAAGCCCAGUUUGGACGCGCAGCGCAGCGGCGGCGGGACCUCAGACGCCAGGCCGAAGCCCGGAUGCGGGCCGACAAGGCGGCGCUUGCUCUCGGCCAGCCGCUGCGGCGGCACCCGCCCGCGCCGUGGACGCACAGCCGCCCUGUGGAUUUUGGGGACGUUGCGGAGAGUGAGCUGCCGGACUAUGUCAAGGCCAACCCGUCCUGGCUGCGCGCGUGCGAGUGGAUGCGCUCGAACCGCGCCCAGGUCGUGCACAUGGCGCAGCAGAAGAUGCGGCGGAAAGCGGCGGGCGAAACGAUCCAGAACUUGCUGGGCCAGGGAAGGGAGCCUGUCGCGCCGGGUGCCGUGACCAACGGACGGGCGGCUUCGCCAAAUGGGCGAGCAUGA
Messenger RNA from Verticillium dahliae VdLs.17, 564 nucleotides. RefSeq lists its product as uncharacterized. NCBI's taxonomy places the organism in Eukaryota, Fungi, Ascomycota, Sordariomycetes, Glomerellales, Plectosphaerellaceae. Bases 1 to 564 code for a protein of 187 amino acids. The transcript has a single exon. The record is from RefSeq and is a predicted model, not a curated record.